Messenger RNA from Microcebus murinus (gray mouse lemur), 2198 nucleotides. It is a transcript of the gene YTHDF1, whose product is annotated as YTH N6-methyladenosine RNA binding protein F1. Gene Ontology annotation, biological process: mRNA destabilization. The record is from RefSeq and is a predicted model, not a curated record. Gene Ontology annotation, molecular function: N6-methyladenosine-containing RNA reader activity; mRNA binding. Gene Ontology annotation, cellular component: cytoplasm. Lineage: Eukaryota; Metazoa; Chordata; Mammalia; Primates; Cheirogaleidae.
CGCGCGCGCUGACGUCGCGCAGCCUCUUCCCCUCCGCCGCCGGCCCGCUGCGCCGCCGCGCCGCCGCCGCCCAUUGGAGUCGGUGCCUCCUCAGCGCGUCCGUGUCCGCGUCCCGGCUCGCCGCUGCCGCCCGCCUGCGCCCCGCGCGCUCUGCAGCCGCCGCCUGGCCAGCGCCCGGACUGGGCGGCGGGGUCCGGGGCCGCGCGAGCGGAGGUGACAGGCCCGGCUCGCGGGAGCCCAAGCCGGCGGGCGCCUCGGCCCCGCGCCGCGCCGCGCCGUUCAUGAAGCAUGUCGGCCACCAGCGUGGACCCCCAGCGAACAAAAGGACAGGAUAACAAAGUACAAAAUGGUUCUUUGCAUCAGAAGGAUACAGUCCAUGAUAAUGACUUUGAGCCCUACCUUUCUGGACAGUCAAACCAGAGCAACAGCUACCCCUCGAUGAGCGACCCCUACCUGUCCAGCUACUACCCACCAUCCAUCGGAUUUCCUUACUCCCUCAACGAGGCCCCGUGGUCCACGGCGGGGGACCCUCCAAUUCCAUACCUCACCACCUACGGACAGCUCAGUAACGGAGACCAUCAUUUUAUGCACGAUGCUGUUUUUGGGCAGCCCGGGGGUCUGGGGAACAACAUCUAUCAGCAUAGGUUUAAUUUUUUCCCUGAAAACCCUGCGUUCUCAGCAUGGGGCACAAGUGGGUCUCAAGGGCAGCAGACGCAGAGCUCCGCAUACGGGAGCAGCUACACUUACCCGCCAAGCUCCCUGGGUGGCACAGUGGUCGACGGGCAGACGGGCUUUCACAGCGACACCCUCAGCAAGGCCCCCGGGAUGAACAGCCUGGAGCAGGGCAUGGUCGGCCUGAAGAUCGGGGAGGUCAGCACCUCUGCAGUCAAGACCGUGGGCUCUGUCGUCAGCAGCGUGGCGCUGACUGGUGUUCUUUCCAGCAGUGGUGGGACAAAUGUGAGCAUGCCGGUUUCUAAGCCGACCUCCUGGGCUGCCAUCGCCAGCAAGCCUGCGAAACCACAGCCCAAAAUGAAGGCCAAGAGCGGGCCUGUGAUGGGGAGUGCACUGCCCCCUCCACCUAUAAAGCAUAACAUGGACAUUGGCACCUGGGAUAACAAGGGGCCCAUGCCCAAGGCCCCAGCCCCACAGCAGGCACCGUCCCCACAGUCUGUCCCGCAGCCCCAGCAGGUGGCUCAGCCGCUCCCAGCUCAGCCUCCCCCUUUGGCCCAGCCACAAUAUCAGAGCCCUCAGCAGCCCCCACAAACCCGCUGGGUUGCCCCUCGCAACAGAAACGCAGCAUUUGGGCAGAGUGCAGUGGCUGGCAGUGAUAGUAACUCUCCCGGAAAUGCCCAGCCUAACUCUGCCCCCAGUGUAGACUCCCACCCCGUCCUUGAAAAACUGAAAGCCGCCCACUGCUACAAUCCUAAAGAGUUUGAUUGGAAUCUGAAAAGCGGGCGUGUGUUCAUCAUAAAGAGCUACUCCGAGGAUGACAUCCACCGUUCCAUCAAGUACUCCAUCUGGUGUAGCACAGAACAUGGCAACAAGCGCUUAGACAGCGCUUUCCGCUCCAUGAGCAGCAAGGGGCCCGUCUACCUGCUCUUCAGCGUCAACGGGAGUGGGCAUUUCUGUGGGGUGGCCGAGAUGAAGUCCCCAGUGGACUACGGCACCAGUGCUGGGGUCUGGUCUCAGGACAAGUGGAAGGGGAAGUUUGACGUGAAGUGGAUUUUUGUCAAGGACGUGCCCAACAGCCAGCUCCGGCACAUCAGACUAGAGAACAACGACAACAAACCGGUCACAAACUCGCGAGACACGCAGGAGGUGCCCUUAGACAAAGCCAAACAAGUGCUGAAGAUCAUCGCUUCCUACAAGCACACGACCUCCAUCUUCGACGACUUUUCUCACUACGAGAAGCGCCAGGAGGAGGAGGAGGUGGUGCGCAAGGAACGGCAGAAUCGAAACAAACAAUAAAGACAAGCUGGUUUCUUAUUUGUUCUAACAUUGGACUUUGAAAAACAGUUUUAAAAACGUGUGCUUGGUCAGCUCCAGCGUGUUGUCCUGUGCAGAGGUUGAGUGUUGCAUCUUUUACCUUCUUUGUAGUUUAUUUUUGCCCAGAUGAAUCUGCGUUCGUUUGUAUUUUUUCUAUGUAUUAUGAUAUUGUAGAACUCACUAAUAAAGGAGUAUUUUUUUUUGUCAGCUUA